AUUGAUAAGGCCAACGUGUAUUAGUGUUAGUGGUUUGAAGCAGUUUUCUUCCUCUUUAAUAUGAACUUCUUAAAAAAACGUAGUUAUUUUAAAAAUGCUGUUAAACGUAGUAUCAGUUCUUCUCCCUCAAAAGUAAGAAUCUAUGAAGUAGGACCAAGAGAUGGUCUUCAAAACGAAUCAAAAUUUGUACCAACAGAAAUUAAAAUUGAACUAAUUAAAAAACUUGCUAAUGCAGGUUUGAAAGACAUUGAAUCGGCCAGUUUUGUCAGUCCUAAAUGGGUUAAGCAAAUGAGUGAUGGCCAAGAGGUAAUGAAAAAUAUAGAUAGAGUUCCUGGUGUUAACUAUCCGGUUUUAGUACCAAAUCUAAAAGGGUAUCAAUUAGCUAAACAAUGUAAUGUUGAAGAAGUUGCAAUUUUUCCUGCUGGGUCAGAGGGAUUCUCACAGAAGAAUUUAAAUUGCUCUGUAGAGGAAGGUUUGCGAAGAUUCAAGGAAGUAGCUGACCAAGCUGUUAAGGAUGGAUUGAGAGUGCGAGGAUAUGUCUCCUGCGUAGUAGGAUGCCCAUAUGAUGGCCCGAUCAACCCAAAGGUUAUUGCUAAGAUAACGGAUGAAUUGUUUUCCAUGGGAUGCUACGAAGUGUCUUUAGGUGACACGAUAGGCGUUGGCACUGCGGGAUCGGUUAGGAAAUUGUUAAGGGAAGUAGUGAAGACAGCACCACCUGAGAAGCUAGCCCUCCAUUUCCAUGAUACAUACGGUCAGGGGCUAGCCAACCUGCUUGCUGGGCUAGAGUUCGGUAUCACAACUGUAGACUCUUCAAUAUCUGGCCUGGGCGGCUGCCCGUACGCAAGAGGUGCGAGUGGCAAUCUUGCCACAGAGGAUUUAGUUUACUUUUUAUACGGCCUCGGCGUCAACACUGACAUAGACUUAGUGAAACUUAUUGAAGCCGGCAGAUAUAUUUCCAAUUUCCUUGGCAAACCAACGGAAUCAAAAGUAAACAGAGCCAUCGGCGACAGGUUCAAAAACCACAAAGACGUUGUGCAAAUGGCUUCAUGUGCAAUAUAAAACAAUAGAUAAAGUGUCUGCUAACUUUACAUUGUGUACAAAUUCAUUUCAAAACAUAUAAAACCUGUUUAAGCGUUAAACAACCUAUCUAUUGUAAAUGCCUGUUUUGUUAUUAUUGAAUAAAUUAUUUUGUUCCG
Messenger RNA from Diatraea saccharalis (sugarcane borer), 1196 nucleotides. Lineage: Eukaryota; Metazoa; Arthropoda; Insecta; Lepidoptera; Crambidae. The record is from the annotation of a GenBank genome assembly.